Messenger RNA from Phodopus roborovskii (desert hamster), 2295 nucleotides. RefSeq names its product TBC1 domain family member 24 (gene Tbc1d24). The transcript is spliced from 7 exons. The coding region runs from base 116 to 1804 and encodes 562 amino acids. The record is from RefSeq and is a predicted model, not a curated record. NCBI's taxonomy places the organism in Eukaryota, Metazoa, Chordata, Mammalia, Rodentia, Cricetidae.
UGUGGAAUGACUGACUGGUUGACAGAAAGCCCACAAGGACAGGGCUACAAGAUUUAGCUGCUAUUAGUUCACUUCCUGGCAGCCUGGGACCUGCCUCCCAGGCAUCUCAGGCACCAUGGACUCCCCAGGGUACAACUGCUUUGUGGACAGGGACAAGAUGGACGCAUCCAUCCAGGACCUGGGGCCAAAGGAACUGAACUGUACCGAGCUACAGGAAUUGAAGCAACUGGCACGUCAGGGCUACUGGGCUCAGAGCCACGCCCUGCGGGGGAAAGUGUACCAGCGCCUGAUCCGGGACAUCCCCUGCCGCACGGUCACACCUGAUGCCAGUGUGUACAGCGAUAUUGUGGGCAAGAUUGUAGGCAAGCACAGCAGCAGUAGCUUGCCCUUGCCUGAGUUUGUGGACAACACUCAGGUGCCCACCUACUGCCUGAACACACGGGGUGAGGGGGCUGUGCGCAAGAUCCUUCUGUGCAUCGCCAAUCAGUUCCCCGACAUCUCCUUCUGCCCUGCCCUGCCUGCUGUGGUGGCCCUGCUGCUGCACUACAGCAUUGAUGAGGCUGAGUGUUUUGAAAAGACCUGCCGCAUCCUAGCCUGCAAUGACCCCAGCAAGAAACUCAUUGACCAGAGCUUCUUGGCCUUCGAGUCCUCCUGCAUGACAUUUGGGGACCUGGUGAACAAGUAUUGCCAGGCAGCCCACAAACUGAUGGUGGCUGUGUCAGAGGAUGUCCUGCAGGUCUACUCUGACUGGCAGCGAUGGCUGUUUGGGGAGCUGCCCCUCAACUACUUUGCCCGAGUUUUUGAUGUCUUCCUUGUAGAAGGCUACAAGGUACUGUACCGAGUUGCUCUGGCCAUCCUCAAGUUCUUCCACAAGGUGAGAGCAGGACAGCCCCUUGAGUCUGACAAUGUAAAGCAAGACAUCCGCAUAUUUGUCAAGGACAUUGCCAAGACAGUGUCCCCUGAGAAACUACUAGAGAAGGCCUUUGCUAUCCGCCUAUUUUCCCGAAAGGAGAUCCAGCUCUUGCAAAUGGCCAAUGAGAAAGCACUAAAGCAGAAGGGCAUUACUGUCAAGCAGAAAAGUGUCUCACUUUCUAAAAGGCAGUUUGUGCACUUGGCUGUCCAUGCAGAAAACUUCCGCUCAGAGAUUGUCAGUGUGAAGGAGAUGAGAGACAUUUGGUCCUGGAUCCCUGAGCGUUUUGCCCUCUGCCAACCCCUCCUUCUCUUCUCCUCGCUGCAGCAUGGGUACAGCUUAACCAGGUUCUAUUUCCAGUGUGAAGGACACGAGCCCACCCUCCUGCUCAUCAAGACCACGCAAAAGGAGGUUUGUGGUGCUUACCUGUCAACCGACUGGAGCGAGAGAAAUAAGUUUGGAGGCAAAUUGGGCUUCUUUGGAACUGGAGAAUGCUUUGUUUUUAGGCUGCAGCCCGAGGUACAGCGUUAUGAGUGGGUGGUCAUCAAGCACCCAGAGUUGACCAGGCCCACAUCCUUGAAGUCCUCAGAAGCUGCAGCUGCUCCUUCCUUCCUCAGCCACUCUGUCUCUUCAGAACCUGCUGAUCGGCUCUCACCUUUCCUGGCUGCCCGGCACUUCAACCUGCCUUCUAAGACUGAGUCCAUGUUCAUGGCUGGGGGCAAUGACUGCCUCAUCAUUGGGGGAGGAGGUGGCCAAGCACUCUACAUUGACGGGGAUCUGAACCGCGGCCGCACUGGACACUGCGAUACUUUCAACAACCAGCCCCUUUGUUCUGAGAACUUCCUCAUCUCAGCUGUGGAGGCUUGGGGCUUCCAAGACCCCGAUACCCAGUGAUGGGUCUGUGUUGGUGGUGACUGAGCCAGCCACAUUGUGGGGUGAUGGGGUGGAAGCCAAGCUGCCUCUUGAGCAAGCAGGGAGUGAGCACGAUACCACCUCAUGAAGCAGGCAUGCUUGGUGUGCAGUGGGGACGGCAGUGUCACAAGCCAAGUCUGACCUCUCCUUAAACUGGCUGCCCCUCUGCUUGGACUGGCUAGGACCCCUGAACUCUCAUGCUUCUGAGCUCAAGGGGCUAUUUUGCCCCGUCCCUGUCCAGUUUCUGUCCUCACCCAGGGUCCUGUACCCAAGAUUGCCCAGGGCUACAUUGCUCUGCCCCUGGCCUCAGUCCCUUGGAGGGAAAGGGCAAAUGAUUCUUGCCAAAUGUGAGUCUGUGGUGCCCCCUGCUGGUACUUUGGCCCUGCAGGCUCUGAGGCACCCCUGAGCUACAUUGGCUGCUGCAGGACAGGAUAGGAGAGGGCAGGAUUUGUGCAGAGCAUUGCAGCUCCUUC